Molecule: messenger RNA, 1281 nt
Organism: Perkinsus marinus ATCC 50983
Lineage: Eukaryota; Perkinsozoa; Perkinsida; Perkinsidae
Exons: 2
Coding region: 1-1281 (426 amino acids)
Source: RefSeq, a predicted model, not a curated record
AUGCCCAUACCGUUCUCCGCUCGUGAAGUUAGCUGGGCCUGUUCCGACUCUUCCCAGAUCCACGUGGUCUUCGGGGACAGUCCUGUGGUUUUCGGUAGCGAGUACCUCCGCAAACAGGACUCUAAGCUUCCUGAUUCGGUAUUCCAACAAUGGUGUGAUGAUGACGGAGACGAGGGCGAUGAGGGUCUAAUCUUAGCCGGUGAAGACGACCUCGGUAUUGAUGUCUAUCGACAAGUCACUAAUUUCGAAGAUAUCGAUGUGAAUGAUGAUGGUGAUAUUGUUGUCGAUGGGACACCUAGUAGUAGUGGCAUUGCCGAUGGUGAGGAAUUUGUGGCUCUGUGUAACUCACCACGGAACAAAAAACAUUUGCAGAUUAGUGGUGUGAGGUCGAGAAUAAUAUCUAUUCCCUUGGAUGGUUGGACUGAUCUAGUGAAGCAGAAGAUUAAUGACAUAGUCGCAUCCAUGCCUCGGGAUCAUGUGCGUGAGGAGUUCGUAUUGCAGCAGUAUGAUCGGAUGAUACUCGAUGAGAUCAACAGUGCUAUGAAGAAUGAGGUGGAGGCCGUACCGCUUCAUAGGAUCUCAUUUAAUGACCUCAAAGCUUACCUAUCCAAGCUGAGGAAUUACGAAACGGCCUCGGCGAGCACGAUCCAAGGCAUGGAGGCGCUCACUCGUCUGCGAGUGUCCCUCGAUGGGGACGCAAUCCACAAACCUCCUGCUAACCCGGCGAUCAUCGAGGGAGCAGGUGGCCCACCAUCGCCUGUUCCCAAGCCGGUCAUAACUGACCAGUUGCGACGCCAAGGCCAUGGUACCUCUGUUCCUGCUUCUGCUGCCAAGCCGGGGUUCUCCGCGACGUCCAGUGGGAACGGUCAAGCUAAAGAGAACCGGAAGUCUAAUAUGAUCUGCCGCUGGUGUCAUAUUCCUCUUUCAACGAGGGAAUUCAACAUGUACAUUGAUGACGGCAGCCGCUAUGGUCGAUGCCCGUGUGCCCCAUUGCCUGAUACGCUGACCGAGAAGGCAAAACUAUACGCCCAAGAGCGAGUGAAAUCUCUAGUAGUUGAGGAUAUCCGUGGGAAAGGUCGAAGAUGCGGUAUAUGUAUGUUGCCUAUGAUCAGCAGUAUUAUGGAUAUGACGACUGGACAGUUUCUGCCGGACCAUGAACGCUUUUAUGACUCGGAGAAGCGUUCGAGCGAUCUCUACCGGGGUUGUAGCUGGCUCGCUGACCUCGACCUCGUCUUCAUUACUGCCGUUGGUGUUAGAAGGAUUGGACAUUCCGAAAGUUGA